GAAAACUGAAGACUUCAACAGCAAAUCAUCCAGAGUCAAAAUGAACACAGAUAGUGGUGGGUGUGCUCGCAAACGUGCUGCCAUGUCUGUCAAAUUAACAGCCGUGAAGAGAGUUCAGAGUUCUCCAAACCUAUUGACAGCAGGACUUGAUUCUCAGUCACCAGAUUCAGCUUGGAGAUCAUUUAACAGUGGGAGUAGAGAAACACUGAAUGGCGACACUAGCAGCUCCUCUCUUGCAGCAAAAGGCUUUCGAAGUGUCCGGCCAAACCUACAAGAAAAGAGAUCGCCAGCUCAGGCUCAGAUAACAGUGAAUGGGAACUCUAGUUCAGCAACAAGUCCCAUGAGCCACUUUCAAAGGCCUUUUUCCCCUUCAGGAUAUUCCCCACCAGUCUCACUCAAUUCAAGCUUGGUUCUCCUGCAGCAGAGCAGAACAAUGGAAUCCGCAGAGACAUACUCACAGCAUGCUCAUUCUGUUGGUGGCAGCAGUACCACCAGCACAAUACCAAUCUGCAGAACUUCGGAAGAAGAGAAGAAAGUCACAGUCAUUAAUGCACCACAUUAUGCAGGGAUUGGCCCAGUCGAUGAAUCAGGAAUCCCUACUGCAAUUAGAACGACAGUUGACAGGCCGAAGGAUUGGUAUAAGACGAUGUUCAAGCAAAUACACAUGGUUCACAAGCCUGAUGAUGACACAGACAUGUAUAAUACUGCCCAUGCAUAUAAUACUGGUAACUUCAGCCCAUCCUUUUCUGCUCAAGCACACCCUGCUGCAAGAACACAGACAUACAGACCGCUGACAAAAAGUACUUCUGACAAUGGCACGGAGGCCUUUAAGGUCUCGUCCCCUGUACCUCCACCACCCCCAGCACCACCAAUUCGCCCACGGCAACGAUCUGCACCAGAGAAAAAUGAGUGGGAGCCUCCUGAUAGAAAAGUAGACACACGCAAAUUCCGUUCAGAACCAAGGAGUAUUUUUGAAUAUGAGCCAGGGAAGUCUUCUAUCCUCGAACACGAGAGACCGACGGGUCGCAUAAACCCAGAUGACAUAGAUUUAGAAAAUGAACCCUGGUAUAAAUUCUUUUCUGAGCUGGAGUUUGGACGCCCGCCUCCUAAAAAGCUUUUGGAUUAUGUUCAAGACAAUCCUCCAGGUCUUUCCAAUGAGACCUCCUUAUAUUACAGUCCAACAGAUAGAGGCUUGGACAGACCUUCUAGUUCGACAAGUACUGCAAGUGACUACAGGAAAAGAAGGAAGUCUGAGCCAGCAGUACCUCAUCAGAAGGCACACAGCGAUCAAAAUGCAAAUCGGGCUAGCAUGGGCCAUACAAAUACGCAGAGCACAUAUUCUACACUUAGGAAGCCUGUUACAACCUCUUCUCCAUCGUCUCCAUCAAAAGCAAAAGGUGGGGAUAUUAGCAAAUUGUGUUCACCCCUUUCCAGUUACUCAGUGCCCAACUACAGCAGCUCAAAUGAAUUAGAUUACUGUAGAACCUAUGGACAGCGCUUGGCUGUGCCAAGUGACUCAAGAAGGGCAAUCAGCUACAAGAAUGGCUGGCAAAUGUCCCGUCAGAAUGCAGAAAUCUGGAGCAGCACGGAAGAGACUUCCUCUCCCAAGCGGAAAUCUCGCAGUUGUGAUGACCUGCUAGCAGAUGAUCGUUGUAGCUUUCCUGACCCACAGAAUAAAUCGGAAAGCAUGGUGUCUUUGUUAUGUGAGGAAGAUUUGAAAGGUGGCUCCGCACUUACCUGGGCUUCCCCAUAUGCUUCUGAAAGCCGUGGCUCCAGUCACUCGCGGGCACGUCAUAGAUCAGCACACGACGCUCCUGGCUUCCUGAAAAUGUAUAAGAGGAUGCACCGUAUCAAUCGGAAAGACUUGCUGAAUUCUGAGGUAAUCUGUUCUGUAAAGUCCAGGGUAUUGCAGUAUGAAAAGGAACAGCAUAAAGACCUGCUGCAGGGCUGGAAAGACGCCUCUGCUGAGGAAGUGCCCAGAGACAUGGUGCCCAAUAGAAUAUCUGAAUUUGAAAAGCUGAUUCAGAAGUCAAAAUCAAUGCCAAACUUAGCUGAAGAAGCACUGUCAGCAGUAACCUUCCUCGAACCCCCUAAAAAUGGCUUCUGUACAAAGAGACGGUUUUCCAUCGAGUCCUUGCUGGAGGAGGAAAACCAAGGCAGACAUGCUACUCAGGUACAACGGAAUUACAAACCUAAAACUCUGGUGCCAAUUCACAUUGAAGUGACUAGUGAGGAACCGCAAAGAUCUAAUCUGGACUUUUCAGACAGUGACCAAGAUGGGGUGGUCUCUGACCUCAGUGACUUUAUACAGAUAGAAGGCUCUUCCUUUUGUAGUGAAAGUGAUUUUGACCACUUUUCCUUUACGUCGUCGGAAAGCUUUUAUGGAUCAGGCCACCACCACCACCACCACCACCACAAGCAUCUCAUCAGCUCCUGCAAAGGGAGAUGCCCAGCAUCGUACACCCGCUUCACAACCAUGCGAAAGCAUGAAAGGGCUAAACAGGAAACUACCACAGAAGACCCUAGAAGACAAGACUCAGACUCUGGCCUCUCUAAGAUAGCAUUCCUAGUCAGCCCAGUGCCUUUCCGGAGGAAAAAAACGGCAGCCCCCCAAAAGCAGGCUGAAAAGACUAAAUGCAAAUCAGCUGUCUUUGACGCUCUGGACUCUGCACUUAAAGAUAUCUGUGACCAAAUCAAAGCAGAAAGAAGAAGGGGAAGCUUGCCUGACAACAGCAUCUUGCACAGACUUAUUUCUGAGCUGCUUCCAGACAUUCCUGAGAGGAAUUCCUCCCUUAAAGCUCUUAGGAAGAGUCCCAUGCUCCAGCCUUUUCAUCCACUGCCUCAAGAUGGUGCUAUUCAUUGCCCUUUGUACCAGAACGAAUGUGGAAGAUUACCUCUUAGUGCCUCUUACCAAGACAUGGAAACAACCAACAGCAGCAGCCAAGAAAAUGAUAGUGCACUAUGUUUCGAAGACCAGGAGUCUCCUGGGAACUAUUCUUCUGCUUUCACGGACGUGGGUCGAUGUGCUCCAAAGGAAAGAAGAGGAACUCCAGAGAGAGAGAGACUGCCAGCUAGAGCAGUAUAUGAUUUUAAAGCUCAAACCCCUAAGGAGUUAUCAUUUAAGAAAGGCGAUACUGUCUAUAUCCUCAGGAAAGUGGAUCAAAACUGGUAUGAGGGCGAGCACUAUGGAAGAGUUGGGAUUUUUCCAAUUUCUUACGUUGAGAAACUUCUCCCCCCAGAAAAAGCACAGCCAGCAAGGCCACCACCCCCAGCACAUGUUGCAGAGAUUGGAGAAGCCGUUGCAAAAUACAAUUUCAAUGCAGAUACAAAUGUGGAACUGUCACUGAGAAAGGGAGACAGAGUAAUUCUCCUUAGACGGGUUGAUCAAAACUGGUAUGAAGGCAAACUACCAGGAACCAACCGACAAGGAAUCUUCCCUGUGUCCUAUGUGGAAAUCAUAAAAAAGAAUCCCACCAAAGGAGCAGAUGUUUCUCCUGUUCCUCCAAUACCCCAGAGUUAUUCCAGUGACAGAAUACAUCAUUUAAGUUCAACUAAGCCACAGCGCCCUGUGUUUGCUCAUGAAAAUAUACACAGUGGGGGGGAACCGUUUCAGGUUCUGUAUAACUAUACUCCUAGGAACGAAGAUGAAUUGGAGCUCAGAGAGGGAGAUGUCAUUGAUGUGAUGGAAAAAUGUGAUGAUGGAUGGUUUGUGGGAACCUCCAGAAGAACAAAAUUCUUUGGUACUUUCCCUGGAAACUAUGUCAAGAGGCUGUGAAAUGUUGCUUAUUUUUUUCCUACUUAUUUAUGCUGCAUUUCUGCAACACAUCUGCAUAUAAAGCUGCUAGAAAACAUGCUCCACCAGCCUUCUGUUUUGCUGCUUUGCAAUUCCAGGUAGAAGUCAUCUAGUUCAUCCUCACCAUUCCCAUCCUCAUCCGCCAGCUAGCAGUAUUACCGUUAACAGCUACGAUGGGAUAACUCAGCUUUUAUGUAACAAGAGGAAUUAGUUCAACAUUUAGUGCAUCUUUUUCUGUGUGCAUUAAAUAUUUGCCUGCCCCUACCAAUCUGAAAUAUGCCAAGAAGAAAAAGCUUAAUGGAAGGUACUUUGUGACACUCCAAGUGGUUAUCCAUAUUAUUUGAGGGAAAUUGCAGUACUAUCCUUAAGAAAAAUGUUUUAUCUUCUUUCACCUCAUAUACAGAACAGGUUGUGGCUUACUACUUUUUAACCAUUGUUUUGAGUUUUCACAUUCUUUUUAAGCUCAGUAGCAUAUGUUGCUUUUACGUUGCUGUGUCACUCAUUUUUUUAACUCAUUUGCAAUAUAGAAUAAUCACUCAGACAUAGAGCUUCCAUGGCCUUGUAUGUUGCAACAUAUGCAGAGUGGUUAUAAAAUUUUGAGCAAGAAUAAUUAAAAAGGGGAUUUGCUCUUAAUAGUUGACAUGCCAUGACUUCUGGUUGGAUCUCAAAGAUUUCAUGAGGCUUGAGUAAACGGAGGUCAAACAUUGGUUAAAUCCCCAUUUCCCCAGCUAAGAGCAGCUUCAUGCAUGAAGCUAUUUGCAAAUACACUAAGCACAACUUGCACUUACUGCAUCUGUACACAUUAAUGUCCAGAAGGGCAUGCAGAUGUUCCUAAAGCAGUGUUCUCUCUCCAUAGAGAAAAUAUGUGAGUCGUACAUUAAUGAUGUGCACAAAGACAGGGAGCAGAUGAAAUGCAUCUUCUGUAUUUGCAUAUGUUAAUGCCCUAAGUCAGGAGAGAAGUAUGCAUGUCUUUGCAAGAAGAAGAUGAUCUUCCCAUUGCAAGUGCAGCAUACAUCUCUCUCUCUUUCUCUACAGGGAAAAUGUUCAAAGGCCCCACUUCCAACAUCAGUGGUAUGGGCAAACUUAUCCCAAAGGAAUCCAUGUUUACUGCUUGAUAUUAAAGAAGUGUAAAAAAAAAAUACUGGGAAACAAUUAAGCAAACCAAUAAUGAAAUUGUUGAUGUUGUCUGCUUCUCUGCUAUAUCAAAAAUACUCUGAGUGCAAAAGAAUAUCUGAAAGUCUAGUAUUCAACAUUCAUUUUUCAUUCAAAGUUUCUGCAACAAAAAACCCAAUAUCCAGUGCACAAUUUCACUGCAACACCAACUUGGGGGAAUUCUGCAUAAAGUAUCACACAAUGCUUUUGUUUUUUCCUACAUACUGUAUGUAUACACAUACAUUAAUAAACCUGAACAAUAUUUUCUUCCUGGCCCUUCAGCAUUAAAAAAAAGAAACAGAAAGGCACAAAAAUGAACACAGGUACAUGUGGGUGGAUGUAAUGAAAUAGUAUCAAAUAUUUGAAUACAGUAUUUGUUUUCCUUAUGCAAAGAGAGGCAUCAAUAGUGUAUGAGGGAAAACACAUGAUUUCUCGCAUCUAUGGCUUUAAGUAAGAGUCCAGAUUUGGUUUUGCUGGCACCAUAUAGAAGGCAAAAACAAAACAAAUCCCUUUUCUGGGUAAAGGACAGAUCUUCUCACAAAUAUUUGUAGUCUUGUAGCAUUUUGUACAUAUGUUUGGUUUUUUUGUACAGAGCCAUUUUAUUGUUGGGGGGUUUUUUGAAGAAGAAAACCUGCCCCCUUCCACUAAUAAAUAUCAACAUUUCCUCGUCUUCUUUACCACCGUCCUCCUCCCAAUGUAUAAGCACAUUUGGAUAGUGCAAUUCUGUAAAAUAGCAUCUGCUGCAAAGGUUUUAUGAAGUAUAAUAUGGUUUUACCAGCCAAAUCUUUAAAAAAAAUGUACAUAUGUCUUUAUUAUGGAGAAAUGUCAGUAAGACAGACAAUAAAUCAUAUUUGUGCAGCAUACCUUUAUUACUGCAAAUUUCAUGGCAAAAGCUUUAUAUUUCAAAGGCUUUCCAUUAUUAACUAGAUGUGCAUGCAGCUUUGCUGUGAAAUCAAUACCAUUUAUGAUGGAAGACUUAAAUGUCUGUUGCCUGUGAUAUUUUUAAAAAAGCACUGUUUCUAUUCUCUAUCUGAUUUUAAUAGAACAUUUUUCAUACCUGGCUUUCAGGUAAUUGACUUUGAAUUCUUACAUGCAAAGGGUCUCUGUGUUUUUCCCUUGAAUAGACUUCUAAUAAAAUUUGCUUGGAGUA
Zootoca vivipara (common lizard) is the source of this 6095-nucleotide messenger RNA. NCBI's taxonomy places the organism in Eukaryota, Metazoa, Chordata, Lepidosauria, Squamata, Lacertidae. The record is from RefSeq and is a predicted model, not a curated record.